UUCACAGUGUUGCUGCUCUCUCUUCUCAACUAUGAACCCUAUUCCACGAAAGCAUGGGAUGAAGAAGGCUUCUUAAAGAGUUGUUCAUCACAGCGGUGCAGCAAACAUGGACCAGAUAUACGGUUCCCCUUCAGGCUUUCAACCCACGAUCCAUCAUGUGGCAUGCCUGGCAUGCAGUUGUCAUGCUCUGGGCAUGAUACAAUCCUGGAUCACCCUGUCUUAGGCUCCUGCAAAGUGACCGCAAUAUAUUACAGGUACCGUGUCAUAAAUGCCAUCCUCCUUGUGGAAUCAUCAUCAAAUUGCCCACUUCAGAAGCUCGCUUCAACAAAUGUAUCAACUGCCGUGUACGAACCUCAAAAGAAAGAUGGUGCAACCAUAGUAGGGUGUUCAAAAGAUUCCAUAGCAACAAAUCAAGAUGGUAUUGUUGGCCCAAGAUCUUGCCUCAACCUAAGUAGUCAUGGAAGCCAGUUAUGGUAUUUGGUGCCUCCUCGAACAUACAUGUCUGCUCUUCCACCGGACUGCACAGUGGUUGCGAAAGGCAUCCCAAUACCCUACAAUUAUGAUAGAAAUGGUCCAAAUGAAAAUCAAUACCUCGACAUCUCAAACUUAAAAGAAAAGGCAAAUAAAGUCAUCAACUUUGGUGAAACAGCAUUUACUUGGCACCUUAACAAGAUUACCAAUGCUUGUCAGGGGUGUGAGUGGAAUGGUCAUCACUGCGGAUUUAGUUCACAAAGGGGCCAGGCAUUCUGCCAGCAUCAAGGUUCACAAGUCAUCCUCAUUGCAGCUACAUCCUCAGCAGCCACACUAGUUGUUCUUUUGCUGAUGGUGGGCACAACAAUCUAUCUUUCACUAAAGACAAGAUAUAAUGAAGAGAUACAUUUGAAGGUCGAAAUGUUUCUCAAGACAUAUGGCACAUCGAAACCCACAAGGUAUAGUUUCUCUGAAGUUAAGAAGAUUACAAGACGGUUCAGGGAAAAGAUAGGCCACGGUGGGUAUGGAAAUGUAUACAAGGGUGAGCUACCAAAUGGAGUGCCCGUGGCAGUUAAGAUGCUAGAAAAUUCCAGAGGCGACGGGCAGGAAUUCAUCAAUGAAGUUGCAACCAUUGGAAGAAUCCACCAUGCCAAUGUGCUUCGUCUUUUGGGUUUUUGCUCAGAAGGAACAAGACGCACUUUAAUUUAUGAAUUCAUGCCAAACGACUCAUUGGAGAAAUACAUAUUCUCACAAGGUCCUAACGUGUCACGGGAAUUCCUAGUGCCUGACAAGAUGCUAGAUAUCUCUUUAGGCAUUGCCCGAGGAAUGGAGUACCUACAUCAAGGGUGCAAUCAACGCAUUCUACAUUUCGAUAUCAAGCCUCAGAACAUUUUGCUAGAUUACAGCUUCAAUCCAAAGAUUUCAGAUUUUGGACUUGCGAAACUGUGUGCAAGGGAUCAAAGCAUUGUCACACUGACUGCAGCAAGAGGCACAAUGGGCUACAUUGCACCAGAACUGUAUUCUCGGAACUUUGGGGUGAUAUCUUACAAGUCAGAUGUAUACAGUUUCGGUAUGUUGGUUUUAGAAAUGGUGAGUGGAAGAAGGAAUCUGGACCCAGGUAUUGAUAACCAACAUGAAGUUUAUUUUCUAGAAUGGAUUUAUGAGAAAGUAUUCACUGGGCAGAACUUAUUGAUUGGUACGGAAAUGACACAGGAUGAAAAAUACAAAGUGAGGAAACUGGCAAUUGUGGCACUAUGGUGCAUUCAGUGGAACCCCAAAAACAGGCCAUCAACGACCCAGGUGGUUAACAUGCUAACAGGAAGGUUGCAGGAUCUGCAGAUGCCUCCUAAACCAUUUGUCUCAUCUGCAAGCGAAUCUAUACCAUAAAAAAAUGAAGAUAUCACCACGGUUGGCACAUG
Messenger RNA from Oryza sativa Japonica Group (Japanese rice), 1889 nucleotides. NCBI's taxonomy places the organism in Eukaryota, Viridiplantae, Streptophyta, Magnoliopsida, Poales, Poaceae. The record is from RefSeq and is a predicted model, not a curated record.